GCCAACACCGAGGAUGCUAAAGGGGAUCUUCCGAAGGAUGUAUUGCUGCCGUAGAGCUGACGGGCAGUCUCGGGCUGUUAUGACUGGACCCACUGACUCGAGCCUCUUCCCAUUCCAUCCCCUUCUCAUGGCCUAGUCAAACACGACAGGCCCUCCUCCUCUCACCAACUGCCACCUCGGAUCCGGGUCCCGACACCCUUAAGAGAUCUCGAUCCUACUUUGUAGAUCUGUUCUACUCGCCGCACACAUCAUCAUCCAGCAUGACUGACGAUUUGAACGAGGAACUGAUCUCAAAGACUGAUCAUUCACUCGUGGUUGUUCAGACUCAAGUUGAUGGGCAGAAAAUAGUGGUGAAGCGCUCCUUGCUCGUUACGGACACGACGAGAGAGAGAUGGAAGUCAGAAGUCGAGACCCUCCGAUUGGCAUCUGGUCAUCCCAACGUGAUUGCCCUCCUGGACUAUGACUCGGACCUUCUAUCCUUGUCCUUCAAAUACGAACAUGGCUCGAGUUUAGACCAACUCGUCGAUAGCGAUCAGCAAUGCCAGCUGGACUCUUCCUCAGUGGGCAAUCUAGAGCUGCAAACGGUCGAUGCCCUCGCUUUCCUGCACGAGAGAUCGAUCAUUCACGACGAUAUCAAACCUCAAAACAUUCUCUGGUCCACACAGACACGUAAAGCCACUUUGAUCGAUUUUGGAGCUGCCAUGCUACCUCCCUGGACGUUCACAGCUAGCGGAACUCCCAAUUACGUCUCGCCGGAAUUCUGGAAUCGUCAAAAGGAUCCAAAGAAUGACGUUUGGGCUCUUGGGAUCACACUGCUCUUCGGAUACCGUCAUGUCCCGCUACCAGACGGAGAGUGGAUCUUGCCACAUACCUUUGAACCCGGUCCUGCGAGGGAUGGAUUGCAAAGUUGGUUUAACCAUGUAGCGGAAGUCAGAUCGAGAGCGGCAGAAAACGGUCACGAGGUCGUGGCGUGGAUGCUGGAGCCGGAUAUCGAGGCGAGACCGACCAGCAAGGAGAUCCUUGCAAGGCUGAAGAAGGCAUGAUCCAGCAUCUUGGGACACAUUCAGACCACAGACAUUCGCAGGCACAACUGAGGACGUGCGGAUGUCACCCGACCUGCAUGAGGGCAGUGACUAGUCAGACAUCGAUGAACACCAACC
This is a messenger RNA of Kockovaella imperatae, 1160 nucleotides long. Its product is annotated as kinase-like domain-containing protein. The record is from RefSeq and is a predicted model, not a curated record. Gene Ontology annotation, cellular component: nucleus; cytoplasm. Lineage: Eukaryota; Fungi; Basidiomycota; Tremellomycetes; Tremellales; Cuniculitremaceae. Gene Ontology annotation, molecular function: ATP binding; calcium-dependent protein serine/threonine kinase activity; calmodulin binding. The coding region runs from base 261 to 1043 and encodes 260 amino acids. The transcript has 2 exons. Gene Ontology annotation, biological process: intracellular signal transduction; protein autophosphorylation; peptidyl-serine phosphorylation.